Molecule: messenger RNA, 1148 nt
Organism: Ziziphus jujuba (common jujube)
Lineage: Eukaryota; Viridiplantae; Streptophyta; Magnoliopsida; Rosales; Rhamnaceae
Product: putative expansin-B2
Exons: 4
Coding region: 69-896 (275 amino acids)
Biological process (GO): sexual reproduction
Cellular component (GO): extracellular region
Source: RefSeq, a predicted model, not a curated record
AGCCCUUCAGCAAAGGCAACUGCCACAGAUUCCAGUUGCGGUUGUCUUCUAAGCAUUCGUGACUAGUUAUGGCUUUUGUUCGUCCACAUUUGUGGUCUAUCUUUACUCUACUAGUUUUGUCUUGUCUUCUUAUAAACCCAGGUUCUUGUUUCAAACCCAAGCUCUUUUACAAUGUCUCAAAAUAUGAAUCGGAUUCUAAUUGGUCCCCAGCCGGUGCAACCUGGUAUGGAAGCCCCAGCGGCGCCGGAAGCGACGGGGGUGCUUGUGGAUAUGGAAAUGCUGUAGAGCAAGCACCAUUCUCUUCAAUGAUUACGGCUGGGGGUCCGUCGUUGUACAAAUCUGGCAAAGAAUGUGGAGCUUGUUAUCAGGUAAAAUGCACAUCGAGUGCUAACGCAGCGUGCUCGGGGAAGCCGGUGACAGUGAUUAUAACCGAUGCGUGCCCUGGUUGUGUUUCGGAGUCUGUUCAUUUUGAUUUAAGCGGCACCGCUUUCGGAACGAUGGCGCUUCCUGGCCAAGCUGAUAAGCUACGCAAUGCUGGAGUCCUGCAGGUUAAAUAUCAAAGAGCAAAAUGCAACUACCCUGGUAAGACGAUAACCUUCAAGGUGGACGCAGGGUCUAAUCCGAACUACUUUGCAACUCUAAUCGAAUACGAAGAUGGAGAUGGUGACCUUGCUUCAGUGGACCUGAAACAAGCAGUUGACUCGGACUCAUGGCUUCCCAUGCAGCAGUCAUGGGGUGCGGUCUGGAAACUUGACGCUGGUUCUACCUUACAUGCCCCCUUCUCGAUUCGCCUGACGGCGUUAGAGUCCAGCAACACCAUCGUAGCAAACAAUGUGAUCCCGGCUGGUUGGAAGCCUGGUCAAACUUAUAGAUCUGUUGUAAAUUUUGCUACCUAAACUCUAUAUGGAAUUAUGCUGUUGAAGGCUAUGCUUAAUUACAAAAGUCAACUUAUUAGCAUGACUUGCGGUUUGUCUUCAUGCAAUAUAAAAUUACAUAUAAAUAAGAAGUAGGGCUCUCCUUUGUGGAAAGAUAUGUGUGCAUUGCCCAGGAGGAGAUUUUUGGCGGAUAGCCAUCUCCUUGUGCUUAGUUGUGUAUUUGGGUUCUUUUGGUUUUUUAUAAACCUUCUUUUCCAGGGAAAAAAAAAAAAA